Molecule: messenger RNA, 1897 nt
Organism: Pogoniulus pusillus (Red-fronted tinkerbird)
Lineage: Eukaryota; Metazoa; Chordata; Aves; Piciformes; Lybiidae
Gene: UMAD1
Product: UBAP1-MVB12-associated (UMA) domain containing 1
Exons: 4
Coding region: 198-623 (141 amino acids)
Source: RefSeq, a predicted model, not a curated record
UUGGAGCAGAAACCUGACUCUCGAGCAUUACAACACAGGUUUUUACCACUUGAGCUAUGGGACUGACAACUCUAAUUGGUAGCAGGAGAAGACUUAUUCCCUGAGGGCUGAGAAAGGAAUAUGCUGCUGGCGCCAUGUGUUGAGCCUGGGUGUGGGGGAAGAUAGCAACUUAGAAGAAGCAGGAUAAAAAAGAGACUAUGUUCAGCUUCUUCCGAAAAAGCCAAGAGUCAAAGAAGAUUACAGUGCCAGAGAGAGAAGCAGAUGGAUUUGUUAUCGUGGGUGACACAAUUGAUGAUCAUAACAGAGAAUCAAAGGAUAAAACUUCAUUUCCAGAGACCAGACCAAAUUACAACCAACCUCCACAGCUAAACACAGGGCACAGAUCGCAGCUGACUCCAUCAAGCACAGAGGUGGGAAAUGAAAGGAGCCAAAAUUUGGAAGGCAGCUCUUUGAUGUCAGAUCUCCUGAGUGAUGUCCCCUUUGCCCUGGCACCACAUGUGUUAGCAGUGCAGGGCACCCGGAGCGACGUUCCUGACCGGCUGCUCACCUACGACGUCACUGAGAGCUUAUCAAGGUUUUGGUAUGACUUCACACUUGAAAAUUCAGUGCUUUGUGACCCAUAAUGCUUGCUUUAUUUUAGUUUUUAACCCUGUCUGGUGUCAAGGAACAAGUCUUAAGGUAGAAGAUAAAGACUGAUUUAAUCGAGGUAACAUUUUGGGGGCCUGCCGCUGGCAGUGCAUCAAAAGGAUUGUUAUGCACAACUGUUGUUAUGCUUCUCGGCUUUAAGUGAGCUGUAACUUAACCGUGCUAAAUAUUUCUCUUUGUUGCCAAAGAAAAGGGGCAAAACUCUGUCAGCCUGAGCAGGAGACUGGCUGUUGGUGUCUGCUUCCAGUAGGCAGGCUGCAGACGCAUUUCGUAACUUCAAGAUGCAGUCUGCUCACCUCUGUGCUGUUUUGUUGCUUCACUCAGGUCCUUUUACCUGUGUUUAAGAUCACCUCUCAUUUUCUACAGCUAGGAACCAGUAUUAACACUGAAGCAAUGCUGCUUUGCACACCUGGGCAGGCAGCUUUUUGACUUAAACCAAGUUUUAAGACUUCAGAGUGCUUAGAUAAUUACGAAGGCUUACUAGAAUUGGUUAAACUGACCUGUUUCAAAGUGCAGAUCAGUUGCUCUGCUCCCUUCCCAGUAGAUGGUAUUUUUGUCCAUCCCAUUUUGUGCCUGGAGAAGUCCUCCCCUGCCUGCCUGUUGGCUGCUGUUUGUUCUCAGUACCACAUGUGUUCCUGAUUUAUCCCCAGAUCAGCUUUUCCACUUUAACCUCUUUGCCCCCCGAAAGAAGGAAAUCUCAGGACACACAAUUUUAAUGGUCACACCCUUCUUGUUUUAAUUUGUGUGCCAGAGAUACAGAUGGCAAUGUUUAACAACAGGAAAACAUUACAUUGUUUCUUAUCCAGCUAAAUUAAAUGCCUAAGUACCUAAACAUGCCUCCUGACAGACCACUGUGUCCCCUGCUCACAAGCUUGGAGCCUGCUUUUUUCCCCCCAGCCAAAAAACAGAGCUGCUGUUGCAUGCCCAACAGUUCUCUGCUGUACCAUCAUCAUUUGUGGUGAAUAAUGAUCUGUGUCACACAAAAGACUGCACUUGUAGAGAAUUAUUUCUACCCUACCAAAUGUGAGUAGCUGCUCUCAUCUGUUCUCUAUGCUUAGCAUCUCCUUGCAGUGUUUGAGGGAAAUGCUGCAAGUGAUGGAGAAAUGAACAUUGUGAAUGUGUCCUGAGGUUGUUUUUAUGGUUUGGAUGAUUAGAGUUUUUUUUUAAUGCAUGUAUUUAAUGUUUUUGAAGUUGCUGUUUCAGGGCAAGUGUCUGUGGUGCAAUCCAAUAAAUAAUGGCUAAAUAAAAGUGA